AACUAAACCGUCACCAGAAACCGUUUCAAAAAUACAGCGCCGGGUGGAUAAUAUGAUCGAAACAGAAUGGGAACAAAGGAGAAAGUACCUGCUGCAGAUGGACCAUGACCGUCGUUUGCGACAACCAGCAGCCGGACCGGCGUACGUCAACGUUGCCAUGUACGUCAACACUGCUACGUACGUAAACGGAUCAGUUGGCGACGGUACAUCGUCGGGAAGUCGUCAGGAACAACAUUUCUAUGAGAAUCAGUAUCCACCUCCGCGUCACACGUACAUCAACAGGCCGAACCCACCGUAUGUCAACGUGAAGGAUUCUAACCAGCACAACAUGCGCCAAUACCAGUCUCUCGUGCCCCGACGUAGAUAAAUUGGUCGUUCGAGAGUACUCUCUUUGGCAGUUUUAAAAGACUGGUAGUUUUUGCUACGGGCAUAGAUAAUCAUGGACAUAUACACUUUAAUUUUUCCUUUAAAGAGGGUCUUAUUCCAUGUUUAUGCCCAAAUUUUACCAAAAAUGUUUGUGUUCAAACAUUUUUAUAUAUUGCAAACAACUAAUCUAUCCUCGCUAGCCUAUCAGUCUUCGGGGACUUGAACCCUCAUUUAAUAUAUUUUUUCUAAUAUUUGAAAAAAAAUUCUAUGCUGAGUAUUGUAUACUUGUAAUACGUACUCAUGUAGUAAUUGUGUUAAUUACGGCAUGAAAAUAAGUUAACAACUUGACUGUGCCGUUACCAUUAUAUAUCUUGUCAAUAUAUUUUUCAAUAUUAAAAAUUUGGCUAGGGCUUGUAUUAAUGUCUGUGUCAGACGUUUGUGACGGCCAUUUAUUUUAAAGGUUUUAUUUUUGUUUGGCUAGCAGACAAUGCUUGAGGUUUGAGCUAUGUAGUUGUGCAUAGUUUGUAAAUGUAUUUAGUUAUGUCUGGGUAUCCGCACAAGCUAUUUAGUUGUGCAUUUAGCUCAAUGAUCAAAAAUUACACUGAACCUUUUUUUUUUAAGUGUCUGCAAUAGAUAAUUGCGUAAGUCAUGUUCAGUUUCAUCGUAAUAUCAAGAUAUGGACGCUCGUAUGGUCUGGGAUUUUAUUUCAAAUCUCAAACGUACAAGAUUGCUCUGCAAUACUAAUAGAAUAUUCUAUAAUACGGCAGAAUGUAUUACUACGCUUAACAGCUCAUCACAUAUCAUUGACAUAAAUAUUUACAUUGAACUAUACAUUUACUUACGUUUCUGACGAAUGUUAUUCUGGUCAAACGUACCUAGAUAACGAUAUAUCUUCCAUGAUACGAAAAUAAACAUUUACUCUUAAGUCACGACUCAUAUGAAUGUAUGGAUAAAUGUGUCCAAACUAGAUACGCUAUACGAUAUCCACACAGUUCUCUUGUUAUCAGUACAUGCCAAAAAAA
Branchiostoma floridae (Florida lancelet) is the source of this 1388-nucleotide messenger RNA. RefSeq lists its product as uncharacterized. NCBI's taxonomy places the organism in Eukaryota, Metazoa, Chordata, Leptocardii, Amphioxiformes, Branchiostomatidae. The transcript is spliced from 2 exons. The record is from RefSeq and is a predicted model, not a curated record. The coding region runs from base 53 to 367 and encodes 104 amino acids.